Malassezia vespertilionis is the source of this 1017-nucleotide messenger RNA. RefSeq lists its product as uncharacterized. Gene Ontology annotation, cellular component: cytosol. NCBI's taxonomy places the organism in Eukaryota, Fungi, Basidiomycota, Malasseziomycetes, Malasseziales, Malasseziaceae. The transcript is spliced from 2 exons. Gene Ontology annotation, molecular function: aldose reductase (NADPH) activity. The record is from RefSeq and is a predicted model, not a curated record. The coding region runs from base 1 to 1017 and encodes 338 amino acids.
AUGGCAGGGGCACGACCGUCCAAGUCAACUAUCUGGCAAAUGCCGGCUAUUUUGUAUGGCACAGCAUGGAAAGAUACACGCACGACUGAGCUUGUUACUGCGGCUUUGGUGCAAGGUUUCCGAGGAGUCGAUACGGCCGGGCAGCGGAAGCAUUAUCGCGAGGACCUCGUGGGUGUCGGCUUGCGGGACGCGUAUGAACAGCUCGGCAUAUCUCGGUACGAUGUGUGGAUUCAGACAAAAUACACGCCCAUCUCGGGUCAGGACACACAUGGUUUCAUACCGUACGAUACCAACGCCCCAAUCGCGGACCAAGUGUUUCAAAGUUUCCGGAAUAGCAUUGCGCAAUUGCAUCAUGGGGAAGCAAUUCCUGAUAUUGCAGACUUAAUUGCAAAGUAUGCGGUAGAUGCAAGGAACGGGACCCCCGACCAAGCGCCACUGCAGCCCGUGUAUGUGGACAGCUACCUCUUGCACUCGCCGUUGGAGACAAUGCAAAGCACCCUUGAAGCAUGGCGCGUGCUCGAGGCACUGGUGGAUGUAGGUGUCGUGCGCGAAAUUGGAUUUAGUAACGUGUACGACCCUGAAAUCUACCAAGCCUUGUUCCAAGCCGCGCGAAUCAAGCCCUCCAUUUUGCAGAAUCGAUGGCACCAUUCUACCGGGCACGAUGUGUCGCUUUUGUCACUUCUGUCCCCACUUUUAUCCCCCAACGAUUUUCCGUUGUUAGACGGGGCGUUGCAACCACGGGGCAUCACGUACCAGCCUUUCUGGACACUAACGGGGAAUACACGUCUGCUUGAGUCGACUCCGGUGGCCAUUAUGGCAUCCAAGUACAACUUGACACCUUCGCAGGUUGUGUACGCGUUCGUGCACCAAGGCCUCGGGCUUCCUGGACUUUGCACCUGUGUGCUCAGUGGCACGAAGAAUGAGGAACACAUGCGAGAGGCGGUUCAAGCAGUGGAUUCGCCUCCUUGGACAAAAGAUGAGCUAGCUUCCCUGCGUAUAGAAGUCUAUGGUGAGUAG